CUGCCCCUCUCUCUCUCUUCGUUCGCUUCACUGCCCCCCUCUCUCUCUCUUUCUCUCUCUCUCCUCGAGCUGAGCUCAACUCGAACAAGAGCAUUGCGGUUCACACAGAGGAGGGCAGAGGAGAGAGAAAGAUAGAGAGAGAGAGAGAGGAGGAGGAGGAGGAGAGAGAGAGCUCUGUAUAUUCAGGGUCAUUGAGGAGAUUUGUAUCUACUUAUGGAGAUUGUAGAUUCUGCGAUCUGAGAAAUUCGGGAGCUCUGCUUAUCUUUUUCUCUUCCUGUCUUGUCUUUUUUGUUUGUUUUUUUGUUUUUUUGGGUCUCCCUCUUCUCAGCUGCUGCUGCUUGCUGCAGCUGCUGCAGCAAUCAUCAUCAUGACUUCUUGAUUCGUAGAUGAUAGGUGAAGAAGAAGAAGAAGAAAGGGGGGGUUUUUCUCUUUCUCUGUUCUCUUUCCUAGCUCUCUGCUCCUUACCCAGAAAGCCGUUCGUUCUCUCUCUCGGGCCGGAAUUUGCUCAGCGUCUGUCUUUUCCUCUCUCCGUUCAGAUCUAAUCGGAAUCGGGAAGAUAUGUGAGGGGGGGUCUUCUGGGUUUUGUCCGUCGCCAUUUCCUCUCGAGCCUCGCGCGGUUUUAAGCGUUUAGAUCUGGGUUUUUCUUAGCUGGGUAGGUUUGGAUUCAGUUCGCAGGUUGUAGUAGCUUAAUCUCUGUACAUUUGUUUUUUUUUUUUUUUUUUUUUUUUUUUUUUUUUUUUUUUUUUUUUUUUGUCUCCGAGCUAUUUGGUUCUUUUGGGGCGAAGGGUUGUGUUGGGAUUAGGUUGUUUUUGCCGCCCCCCGGCUGUUUUUUUCGUUAGGGUUUCUGUUCUUUUUUCUUCUUUCUUCCUGCGGGAGGGAUGGAUUGAGGGCUCAUUUCGUUUGAAAGUUGGGAUUUUUUUCCUGGGCAGUCGUGGGAAUUGGAUUUGUCACUUGGGUAAGGGAAGAUGAAUUAUUUUCCCGAUGAAGUUAUCGAUCACGUGUUCGACUUUGUGACGUCGAACAGGGACCGCAACGUGAUCUCUUUAGUGUGUAAAUCUUGGUAUAGGAUCGAGAGGCUUAGCAGGCAGAGAGUGUUUAUCGGGAACUGCUACGCGAUAAGUCCUGAGAGAUUGAUCGCGAGAUUCCCGGGGGUAAGGUCGCUCACUUUGAAGGGGAAGCCCCAUUUCGCUGACUUCAAUCUAGUGCCACCUGACUGGGGAGGGUUCGUGUACCCUUGGAUCGAUGCAUUGGCUAGGAGUAAGGUUAAUUUGGAGGAGCUCAGGUUGAAGAGGAUGGUGGUUACAGAUGAUGGUCUUGAGCUGAUUUCGAGAUCGUUUGUAAAUUUCAAGUCCUUGGUUCUUGUUAGCUGCGAAGGGUUCACUACUGAUGGCCUUGCGGCUAUAGCAGCCAACUGUAGGUUUCUUAGGGAGCUGGACUUGCAAGAAAAUGAAGUUGAGGAUCAUAGAGGCCAGUGGCUAAACUGCUUUCCUGAUAGCUGCACCUCUCUUGUGUCCCUAAAUUUUGCAUGCUUAAAAGGAGAUAUAAAUUUAGCAGCACUUGAGAGGCUUGUGGCAAGAUCUCCAUAUCUCAAGAGCUUGAGGCUAAGCCGUGCUGUCCCUCUUGACACGCUGCAGAAGAUCCUGGUCCGAGCACCUCAGUUGGUGGACUUAGGCGUGGGCUCUUUUGUCCAUGACCCAGAUUCUGAAACCUACAACAAGUUGGUGACAGCAAUUGAAAAAUGCAAAUCUAUGAGGAGCUUAUCCGGAUUCUUGGAGGUUUCUGCGUACUGCCUACCAGCUAUUUAUCCAAUAUGUUCAGGCCUGACCUCCUUGAAUCUUAGUUAUGCUCCUGGGAUCCCUGGAAGUGAGCUAACUAAGUUAAUCCGUCAUUGCAGAAAGCUGCAGCGCUUAUGGAUACUUGACUGCAUAGGAGAUAAAGGGCUGGGAGUCGUGGCUUCAAGCUGCAAAGAACUACAGGAAUUGAGGGUUUUUCCGUCUGAUCCUUACGGAGUUGGAAAUGCUGCAGUGACCGAAGAAGGGUUGGUUGCUAUUUCCAGAGGUUGUCCAAAGCUUAACUCAUUGCUGUACUUCUGCCAGCAGAUGACAAAUGCUGCCCUGAAAAUUGUAGCCCAGAACUGCCCUAAUUUCAUACGGUUCAGGUUGUGCAUCCUCGAGCCCACAAAACCGGAUUCUUCAACCAAUCAGCCUCUUGACGAAGGAUUCGGAGCUAUUGUUCAGUCAUGCAAGGGUGUCAGGCGCUUGUCACUUUCUGGCCUUCUUACUGACCAGGUCUUCAAUUAUAUUGGCACAUUCGCUGAACAGCUUGAGAUGCUUUCUAUUGCAUUUGCUGGGGACAACGACAAGGGAAUGCUUUAUGUGUUAAAUGGGUGCAAGAAGAUUCGGAAAUUGGAAAUCAGGGAUUGCCCCUUUGGUAACAUCGCACUUCUGACGGACGUGGGAAAGUAUGAAACAAUGCGAUCCCUUUGGAUGUCGUCGUGCGAUAUUACCCUUGGAGGCUGCAAAACCCUGGCAAAGAAGAUGCCGAGGCUGAACGUGGAGAUUAUCAAUGAAAACAAUGAGAUGGAGGAUUGCAUUGAUGAUGAGCAGAAAGUAGAAAGGAUGUACCUCUACAGAACCUUGGUGGGGCCGAGGAAGGAUGCACCAGAGCAUGUUUGGACAUUGUAGGGUUCCCCUGAGGUUCAUUGCCAUGGCUUUGCCUCAAAAUCUCCUGUUGUACCAUCAUUGUACCUCGUUUAGGCUCGUAAUUUGUGGAUUUUUAGUUGUAUGGUGAUUUUUUAUUUUAUUCAGAAGAGAUUCUAAUGUGCUUCUAGUUAUAAAUAGAUUUUUCUUUAGCACGAUGAAUUCAAAGAUGCUAAGUCUUCAUGCUGGUUGGUGAGGCAGGGUGCAGUUUUCUGUGAUAUUACUGGUUUGGAAUAAACUUUUAGGUCAUUGUUUUAGGUGUAAUGAAAGUUCAGUGGAAACGUGUUCUAGUAUAAAGGGAAA
Messenger RNA from Eucalyptus grandis, 3002 nucleotides. Its product is annotated as protein AUXIN SIGNALING F-BOX 2. NCBI's taxonomy places the organism in Eukaryota, Viridiplantae, Streptophyta, Magnoliopsida, Myrtales, Myrtaceae. Gene Ontology annotation, molecular function: protein binding. The transcript has 3 exons. Gene Ontology annotation, cellular component: SCF ubiquitin ligase complex. Gene Ontology annotation, biological process: SCF-dependent proteasomal ubiquitin-dependent protein catabolic process. The record is from RefSeq and is a predicted model, not a curated record. The coding region runs from base 966 to 2684 and encodes 572 amino acids.